Messenger RNA from Paraglomus brasilianum, 156 nucleotides. The record is from the annotation of a GenBank genome assembly. Lineage: Eukaryota; Fungi; Glomeromycota; Glomeromycetes; Paraglomerales; Paraglomeraceae.
AUGGUAACGCUUCGAGUUACUAACUUUGGUGGGGAAGAUAGCUACUUCCCUACUGCAUUUGGGAAGUAUCAUUAUUGGCAAGCCUAUUUAUAUUAUGAUAUAGGGUGCUCUAAUCAGUACCAGAUUGGUAGGGGAGAUCGCUUAGCACUCGGGGAG